Molecule: messenger RNA, 2936 nt
Organism: Populus euphratica (Euphrates poplar)
Lineage: Eukaryota; Viridiplantae; Streptophyta; Magnoliopsida; Malpighiales; Salicaceae
Product: receptor like protein kinase S.2-like
Exons: 1
Coding region: 305-2818 (837 amino acids)
Biological process (GO): protein phosphorylation
Molecular function (GO): protein kinase activity; ATP binding
Source: RefSeq, a predicted model, not a curated record
CCAGCAUACCCUCGUUUUGAACACGAAAGAAUUUUAUUUUUGCUCUAGAAAAUAUAGACUAUAAAAAGCGAAGAUUAAAUAUUGCCGAAUCUUCUUUUUGGCAAGACAAGGAUGGGCUCUUUUCAAGCCGGCUGAUGGCAUAAAAUUCAACCACAAGGCAACCUAACCGUGUUGACUUUAAAGCACAGGCUCAAAGAAAGGCAUUAAGUGUUCACAUAAUGUACGCAUGAGCAAGCCAAGUCUCGUUCAUUUACUUGCCACCUUCAUUCCAUGCCCAUCAAGUCCAUUUCCAGGCACCUAAACCAUGCAACUCAACCGCCUUUGCAUCAUUUUACCUGCUGAUUUGGAGGAAAUCAAGCCAUUUGAGGACCCCAGAAUCCCACAACCCAUGCAAGAUGGUGUCAGAAAGGACCGGCACCGCGGCUGUGGGAGCCAAAUACUUCAUUUCCUAGGUGAUUCACUACGCCGGUUACAGGACUCGAAAUGGAUUGGUUGUUUUCUGCAUGAUAAACAAAGUAAACAGCAGCCGCAGCCAGGUCUGUUUUAUGACCUUGAGGGAAUCCAACUAUCUGAGAAGGUUGGUGGUGCUAAUCCAAGGAUAUUCAGCUAUGCUGAGCUUUAUAUAGGGUCUAAAGGGUUUUGUGAAGAUGAGGUUCUUGGUAGUGGAGGUUAUGGAAAGGUUUAUAGAGCAGUUUUACCAAGUGAUGGCACUGUUGUUGCUGUUAAAUGCUUGUCUGAGAGAGGAGAGCAGUUUGAGAAGACUUUUGCAGCUGAGUUGGUUGCGGUGGCUCAUCUUCGACAUAGGAAUCUUGUCAGGCUAAGAGGUUGGUGUGUUCAUGAAGAACAGUUGUUAUUGGUUUAUGACUACAUGCCUAACCGCAGCCUGGACAGGGUGCUGUUUAGAAGGCCUGAAAACCUGAGAGCAGCACCUCUUUCCUGGGAACGAAGAAGGAAGAUAGUUGGUGGCUUGGCAGCAGCAUUACAUUAUCUCCAUGAAAAAUUGGAGACACAGAUCAUUCACCGGGAUGUGAAGACGAGCAAUGUAAUGCUUGACUCGCAUUAUAAUGCCCGGCUUGGUGACUUUGGCUUGGCAAGGUGGUUAGAACAUGAACUUGAGUACCAAAUCAGGACGCCUUCAAUGAAGAAUCACCAGUUUCACCUGACUGAAUCGACCAAAAUAGGUGGCACUAUCGGUUAUUUGCCACCUGAGAGCUUCCAGAAACGAAGCGUUGCUACUGCGAAAUCUGAUGUUUUCAGCUUUGGAAUUGUUGUGUUAGAGGUGGUGUCUGGGAGGCGGGCUGUGGAUCUGGCGUAUCCUGAUGAUCAGAUCGUUUUGCUCGACUGGAUAAGGGGGCUAUCUGGUGAAGGGAAGCUUCUGCAAGCAGGGGACAAUAGGCUUCCAGAUGGGUCUUUCGGGCUUUCUGAUAUGGAACGCUUGAUUCACCUGGGGCUUCUAUGCACACUCCACAACCCGCAGCUUCGGCCUAACAUGAAAUGGGUUGCGGAAGCACUUUCUGGCAACAUUUUGGGCAAAUUGCCAUCUCUUCCAUCGUUUCAGUCACAUCCUAGAUACAUAGCUAUAUCCUCUGCAAGCAACACUAGCAUAAGCAAAACGAAAACCACCACGACCACCACCGUUCCGAGUUCUGACAUGACAAUUUCGUUCACUUCAUCAGCCUAUGUCACAGCCCUGGAAGAAACUAUAUAUGAAACUGCAGAAUUUGCAGAAUUUGAGAAUAUUAAUAAACUGAGCUCUUCUAAGUCGAACAACAGAAGUCACCGUCAAAAUGCUCUCUUUGUGGUGGAUACUCCCAGGGAAAUAUCCUACAAGGAAAUCACUUCUGCUACAAAUAAUUUCUCGGACUCACAAAGGGUAGCAGAGGUGGACUUCGGAACUGCUUACUAUGGCAUCCUUGAAGAUGGCCAUCAAGUCUUGGUGAAGAGACUUGGCAUGACCCAAUGCCCUGCAAUACGCGUGCGAUUUUCAACUGAACUCCUAAACUUAGGCAGGCUCCGCCACCGCAACCUAAUUCAACUCUGUGGAUGGUGCACAGAACUAGGGGAGAUGCUUGUCGUCUAUGAUUAUUCAGCGAGUCGCCACAUGAGUCAUCUUCUUUUCCAUCAUGACAAUAGAAUUGGCCACUCCAUUCUGCUUUGGCGCCACAGAUAUAACAUUAUCAAGUCUCUUGCUUCUGCAGUUCUUUAUCUUCAUGAGGAGUGGGAUGAGCAAGUUAUCCACAGGAAUAUCACUAACUCUUCUAUCAUUCUUGAUCCAGACAUGAAUCCAAGACUUGGUAACUUUGCACUUGCCGAAUUCUUGGCAAGAAAUGAUCAUGCCCAUAAAGCAGGUGCUAAAGAAAAUAAUUCAGUCCGUGGAAUUUUCGGUUACAUGUCUCCAGAGUACAUAGAACAUGGUGAAGCAACCCCAAUGGCUGACGUAUAUAGCUAUGGCGUGGUGGUUCUGGAGGUGGUCAGUGGACAAAUGGCAGUUGAUUUCCGGAGGCCUGAGGUGCUAUUGGUUCGGAGAGUUCAUGAGUUUGAGGCACAGAAGAGACCACUGGAGGAUAUGGCUGAUAUAAGAUUGAACGGUGAAUAUGAUCAUGAAGAAUUGCUCAGAGCUGUCAAAUUGGGAAUUGCAUGCACAAGGUCCAACCCAGAAUUAAGGCCAACCAUGAGGCAGAUUGUAAGGAUACUAGAUGGCAAUGAUCAAUGGUUCGUGGAAAGAGGACAAAAUACGGAAAGUAGAGAACAAUGGAGACAAAAGAAUGCUUGUUCUUUGUCAAUGAUUAGAAGAGUCCAAGCUCUAGGGAUUCAAUGAGAAAUGCAAGUGACAACUAGGUAGUGACUAAGGUUUCUGCGGUAACUUAUAGUUCUUUGGUUAUUUUCCUUCUUGCACCUUCUGUAGACUAUCAAUGUAUAUGCCUUGUUUUUCAAUA